Molecule: messenger RNA, 786 nt
Organism: Bipolaris zeicola 26-R-13
Lineage: Eukaryota; Fungi; Ascomycota; Dothideomycetes; Pleosporales; Pleosporaceae
Exons: 2
Coding region: 1-786 (261 amino acids)
Biological process (GO): regulation of Ras protein signal transduction; regulation of proteolysis
Molecular function (GO): phospholipid binding; peptidase inhibitor activity
Source: RefSeq, a predicted model, not a curated record
AUGUUUUUCUCCACAUCAAUAUUGGCCAUUGCCAUUGCUGGCCUUGUACAGGCGCAGGCACCGCCUGGUUUCACACCUGAGGCUGCAAACAAACUCGAGGUCAUUUUCAACUCCACAAUGAUCGAUACCCCAGGCCAACUGAUACCAAGAGCCGCCGCCGCAACCCAGCCCAGACUUGCUUUAUCCAGCGCCUUGAUCAACAUGAAUGAACAGUACAUGUUCAUCAUGCUAGACCUGGAUGUCCCACCAGCAAACGGCACCACAGAACGCCGCGUACUCUUGCACUGCAUGAACACGGGCUUCCGAGCAACAAGGCAGCAACUCAGCGGCGCCGCCAGACUUCUCGCCUCAUCCCAAACAGGCCCAGCAGCAUAUCUUCCUCCAAACCCGCCACCAGUCGACACAGUCCCCCAUCGCUACGUCGAGCUCUUGUUCAAGCAACCUUCCAACCUCAGUGUUUCUGAAUCUACUUAUGCCAAUGUGCAAAAUCGCAUCAACUUCGAUAUUGAGGCUUUCAUGUCGGACAACGGUGUGGACGCUCCUCUUGCGGCGAAUUAUUUUCACGUGGAUGGACGAGCAGGUGCAGCAUCAGCAACUGGAUCUUCAGCUUCGGUGAGCGGAGCUCCAGCAGCAGCGACCGGUGCGUCACCGAGUGGUACCGGUGCGGGAGCUGCACCUUCGAGUACGCUAGUGCCGUUUGAAGGCGCAGCUGGCAAGGCUAGCGUUCCGGUUAGGACGGCGGCCCAGCUUGGUGGCUUAGCACUGUUUGCUCUGUUGGUCUUGUAA